This is a messenger RNA of Zonotrichia leucophrys gambelii, 1558 nucleotides long. It is a transcript of the gene POU3F1, whose product is annotated as POU class 3 homeobox 1. The record is from RefSeq and is a predicted model, not a curated record. Gene Ontology annotation, molecular function: RNA polymerase II cis-regulatory region sequence-specific DNA binding; DNA-binding transcription factor activity, RNA polymerase II-specific. The coding region runs from base 1 to 1116 and encodes 371 amino acids. The transcript has a single exon. Lineage: Eukaryota; Metazoa; Chordata; Aves; Passeriformes; Passerellidae. Gene Ontology annotation, cellular component: nucleus. Gene Ontology annotation, biological process: brain development; regulation of transcription by RNA polymerase II.
AUGGCCGCCGCCGCGCAGUACCUGCCGCGCUCCGCCGCGCUCAUGCACCCCGACGGCGACCGCCUGCACCAGGGCACCACGUACCGUGAGGUGCAGAAGAUGAUGCACCACGAGUACCUGCAGGGACUGGCCCCCGCCGCCGGGCACGCCGUCGGGCUGGCGCACCACCAGUGGCUGCCCAGCGCCGGCACGGACUGGGGCAGCGGCGGGGGUGGAGGGGGCGCGCACCUUCCGCCCGCCGAGCACGCCAAGGGCGGCCCGCCGGGACCCCGCGAAGAGCUGUCGGCCGCCGCCUUCCACCACCGGCCGCACCUGGUGCACCAGCCCGCGGCGGGCGGCGCGGCGGGCGGCUGGGCGCAGGGCGGCGCGCACCACCUGCCGCCCAUGUCCCCGCCGUCGGGGCAGCCGCUGCUCUACGCGCAGCCCUACGCGGGCCUCAACGGGAUGCUGGGCCCGCCGGCGCCCGCGCUGCACCACGGGCUGCGCGACCCGCUGGGCGCCGAGGAGGCGGGAGGCCACGAGCUGGCGGCAUCGCCGCCGCCGCUGGGGCCGCCCGAGCCGUCGGACGAGGACGCGCCCAGCUCCGACGACCUGGAGCAGUUCGCCAAGCAGUUCAAGCAGCGGCGGAUCAAGCUGGGCUUCACGCAGGCCGACGUGGGGCUGGCGCUGGGCACCCUGUACGGGAACGUCUUCUCGCAGACCACCAUCUGCCGGUUCGAGGCGCUGCAGCUGAGCUUCAAGAACAUGUGCAAGCUGAAGCCGCUGCUCAACAAGUGGCUGGAGGAGACGGACUCCAGCACGGGCAGCCCCACCAACCUGGACAAGAUCGCGGCGCAGGGGAGGAAGAGGAAGAAGCGGACGUCCAUCGAGGUGGGCGUCAAGGGCGCCCUGGAGAACCACUUCCUCAAGUGCCCCAAGCCCUCGGCGCACGAGAUCACCUCGCUGGCGGACUCCCUGCAGCUGGAGAAAGAGGUGGUGCGGGUCUGGUUCUGCAACCGGCGGCAGAAGGAGAAGCGCAUGACGCCGGCCGGGGUCCCGCAUCCCCCCAUGGAGGACGUUUACGCACAGGCGGACACUUCGCCGCUGCACCACGCGCUGCCCGGCGCCGUGCCGUGACUGCCCCGACGGCGGCGCGGCGGGCACGGGCAGCGGGGGACGCGUUUUAAUUUAUUCUCAGACUGGCCCGGCCGCCCGCUCUAUUUAUUCGCCCGCCGGAGCCGCAGCGGCCGCCGCAGCAGUAGCCAAAGGUUUGCGAUCUCUAAUUUAUUCCCUUCCUCGCGCGGCCGGGAGGCGGCGGCGCCCCCGGCCCGGCCCGGGGGGACGCUUCGAAACCAUUUCCCGGCCCGUCUCUAUUUAUUUCUAACCGUGCGCGGAGCUCGCACCACCCUCCCGUUCGUUGGUGGGUUCAGUCCGGUCCAUUCCCCUGGGGGUUUUCGGUUUUGUUUUUUUUUUUGUUUGUAUCUCUUAUUGCAAAAAAACCAAUGUAGACUGCGAGGGUACGUUUCUAUUUAUGUUAUAGUAAAUAUUUUAUUACUUACAUAAACCAUUUACCCAGGAA